Echinostoma caproni is the source of this 252-nucleotide messenger RNA. Lineage: Eukaryota; Metazoa; Platyhelminthes; Trematoda; Plagiorchiida; Echinostomatidae. The record is from the annotation of a GenBank genome assembly.
AUGCGCGAUUUCCAGAAAGAGGUUCAAAAACUUAACAUGAAAGAAGAAAUGAUGGAUGAUGUGCUAAAUGAUUUCGACCCGACCGACGCGGAUGCGGAAGAUGCGGUAAUCGAUGAAGUUCUCUCCUCGCUAUCUAUUGACGUGAACAAGCAACUGGAUGCAGCUAGUGUUCCGAGCAACACUUUACCAUCGGAUAAAGAAUCUGUCGAUUUGAGCGACCUGGAAAAGCAACUGGAUCGAUUGCGCAACUAG